AUGACCCAGCUCGACCCAGAGAAGCUAGUGGGGCCGGGCGACAAAGCGUCUUCAGCGGACCACAGCAUCCUGAUGGACCAGAUCAUCAUGUUCGGAGACUCGAUUACCCAGGGGGCUUGGGUGCCGGGCGGGACGGGCGCGACUAUCUCGCAUGCGUACCAGAGGAAGCUGGAUGUCAUCAACCGAGGAUUCUCAGGGUACAACACCGUCUGGGGCCUCGACGUCCUCAAGCAGUGGCUGCCCCGCAAGGACGAGAGGCUGCCGAAGAUCCGCAUCUUCUUCGUCUGGUUCGGAGCGAACGAUGCGUGCCUUCCACCGUCCCCUCAGGCUGUCACGCUCGAGGAUUUCAAGAAGAACCUGAACACGAUCAUGGACCUCCUUCGCUCGCCUUCCUCGCCUCACUGUUCGCCCUCGACUCAGAUUGUUCUCAUCACCCCUCCUCCCGUCGAUGCCGACAUCCGCAAUGCCGAGCUUGCCUCGCGGGACCCUCCCCGCGUGCCCGACCGCGACCGCAAGCACACGCAGGCGUUCGCUGAGGCAGUCAAGGAGGUCGCAAGGAAUGCAAAGGUUCCGAGCGUGGACGUGUGGACGAAGAUUACGGCGACGGCAGAGCAGCAGGAUGGCGGGAAGCUGGAUCGGUAUCUGAGCGACGGACUGCACUUGACGGCCGAGGGAUACAGGCUGGUCACCGAAGAGCUCGCCGAGGUCAUCAUCAGGCAGCUGCCGCACCUGCACUGGGACCGACUCGAGCAGAGGUUCCCGCACUGGGCAGACUUCCUUACGCCAGAGCAGCGAUUCUGA
Messenger RNA from Rhodotorula toruloides NP11, 801 nucleotides. RefSeq names its product GDSL Lipase/Acylhydrolase family protein. The coding region runs from base 1 to 801 and encodes 266 amino acids. The transcript has 8 exons. The record is from RefSeq and is a predicted model, not a curated record. NCBI's taxonomy places the organism in Eukaryota, Fungi, Basidiomycota, Microbotryomycetes, Sporidiobolales, Sporidiobolaceae.